Zeugodacus cucurbitae (melon fly) is the source of this 8592-nucleotide messenger RNA. It is a transcript of the gene Pde11, whose product is annotated as dual 3',5'-cyclic-AMP and -GMP phosphodiesterase 11. Lineage: Eukaryota; Metazoa; Arthropoda; Insecta; Diptera; Tephritidae. The record is from RefSeq and is a predicted model, not a curated record. Gene Ontology annotation, molecular function: 3',5'-cyclic-AMP phosphodiesterase activity; protein binding; 3',5'-cyclic-GMP phosphodiesterase activity. Gene Ontology annotation, biological process: signal transduction. The coding region runs from base 2019 to 6305 and encodes 1428 amino acids. The transcript has 18 exons.
UGGGUUACCAAAUAAAAGAAGAAGAAGAAGCAGAAGCAGAGUGUGUGCAAAAAGAAGUAGCCAACAAAAGAUAAACAAACGAAAACCAGUACAAAAAGCAAACACACUUUAUGGCAGUGCGGCGAACUCGACAGCGCUCAAACUGUUGCAUUGGCGAAACCCGAUUGAGUGUGAGUGAGUUCACUAGCGGAGUGCAUUCCAAGCGGCGGCGACGACUCAAGCGCUGCGCGUGUAUCUGUGAGAUGUGCUGCAUGUAUGCGUUCGCCCGGUGGUGACUCAACGCGUGCGGUGUGCGGCUGCACUUUCGUAGAUAACGCGGCGAAUUGGUAGCGCGCACUUUAUUGUUGUUUUUAUGCUCGCUUUUUUGCCUUUUCGUUUGAGCGUGUGUUUGUAUGUAUAAAAUGUAUGUAAAUAGUAGAGCAAGAAUGCCACUGAAGUGCUAGAUAAAUUCGCCGCAGCUAAAGCAGAUAGCGGAUAGCGGCCAUACAAUUUCUUGCAUUUGUCUGCGUGUAUAUGUGCCGUUGACUUUUUCGGCAGCUCGCUAUGCUCGGCACUUCGUGCUUACAAUAUCAACACUGUGUGUGUGUGUAUUGUUGCUUUUGUUGUCGGCAUUGUUGUUGUUGUUUUGCACUGUUUUAUACUCGUAUUGGGCACAACACUGCUGGCUCGCCGUGCGCUGUAUGCCUGUCGAUGCUCAUAGAUUUCAGUAUCGCAGAGAUAUUCGACGUGAACGGUUCGUUGGUGCGACGAUUUGCUGCGACACAACGGUAUUUGCUUAGAUACGAAGCGCGUAGCGAAAAGCGGCGCCGCGUGUGAAGUGAAGUGUUACAACGAGUGUAUGAUGUACAUAUGUAGCAAACAUUAGAUAGGCUAUAUAACAGCAAUACACAACAACAAUAUAGAGUAAAUUUAUAUAAAAUAUUUAAUCAUAUAAUAAGCAGAGGCGCGACGACGAUAGUGUUGAAGUGACAACAAUCAAGUGAAAUAUUAUAAAUAAAUAAAUAAUAUUAAAUUAUCUACAUUCAUGCAUGUACUAAGUAUGUGUGCGUGAAAACAAAAAAAAAAUUGCUAAGUAUGUUUGUAAGCAAGUGGAAAUCAAAGAAAUUCCAAAGUUCGAUUUUUCAUAAUUUAUUUCACAGCUAAACUAAAAUAUAUAUAAUACUUAUAUAGACAGAUAUAUGUACAUGUGAGUAUAUCUGCCGAUUCGUGCACAUGUAAGUGCGUGUGUGUGUGCACGUGCGCGUACCGCUACCGUAAACAGCAGCGGUGAUCAGCGAUCAGCAGCAGCAGCAGCAGCAUCGUGAGUGCUUUGCACUUGAAAAAAUUCUAUAAUAUACCAAAAAUUCCUAGAACUUUACGAAUGAGAGUGAAUUUUGAAUUGAACACAAAAACUUAGUUAAAAUUCAGCUCAAAAACAUUAUUGACAAAAAACAAAAACAACCAAGUAAACAAACGAAAAAUAAACAAACAACACUCAACAGAAAAAUCAACAUUGCAUCAAUUAAGACACGCUGUCGCCUGGAGAAGCAGCAAAAUUCAACGAAAGCUAUUAUGAAAGUGCAUAGAACAGCGAGUCAAUUGCAGGUUUUAAUAAUACAAUCUAAAGUCAAAGUCAAAACAAAAACGUUGCUGCAACAACAAAAGCAACGGUUAAUUGAAUUACUAAAGCAACAACAACAGCAACAACCCACGCUAAAACAAACACGAAAUUUCAAUUGGACUGCUGCAGCAGCAGCAACAGCGGCACUUAACGAGAAACAACAACAACAACCACGCAAACAAAAACAACAACAAUAUCAACGCAACAACGAAGGUGAGCACACUUUGCUCCUCCGCACACAGCAAAUACCAACACAAUUGCAACACAGCAAAUUGGCUUAUAUAGCGUUGUUGUUGUUGUUAUUGCAACAGCAGCUGGUGCAGUCAUCGUGGCUGGUUAACACUGCAGUGCCGGCAAAUAAAUCAAAAUUAAACUCUUUAAGACGGAGGGACUAACAUUCGCAUUGCUGGCGGGCCCCAUGGGCCAGGCUGCAAGUAUGUGCCGAUUUCGUGGAUGUCGCUACAAAAAGAAUAAGUCGAAUAAGAAUACAACAACGACAACAACAGCAACGACAGCUAAUAGUACCACACCGGCUGCAACGGCGUCAACAACGCCAACAAAUACAAAUACGGCGAACAGUUCGCCAGUAUCAGGCCUACAGCUGCGUAGCAUUGAAGAGCCGAGUGCGCAGUGCCAAACACCGACACAUCAUUACCAUUACACCAGUCGUAUGCCGACGGCGGAGCAGGGGGGCACAGGGUGCGUAAGCUUUGAAAACGCCAAUGCGUUAAAUCAGCGUACCGGUGUCCCCCUGCAACUGCAACAAACUACACAAAAUCAAUAUCAUCAUCAGCAACAGCAACAACAACAACAAAACCCGCACACCAUGCAACAUACAACACAAAAAGGCUACGAUGCCGAACAGGCGCGCAUGGAAGCGUGGAUGGAUGAGAAUCAAGAAUUUGUACAGGAUUAUUUCAUAAGAAAAGCCACACGUCAGGUUGUUGAUGCCUGGCUCGUUUCACAUGCCACCACAGCUGGCAAUGAUGUCUCGCUGACUGGCUCACCUACACAUACAAACGGUCAGAGUUGCUCAUCACGCGGUGGCUCGGGCGCAACAACGCCAGUGAGAAAAAUAUCAGCACAUGAAUUUGAACGCGGCGGUCUGCUGAAGCCAAUUGUCAACACCAUUGACGGUACACCGACAUUCUUAAGUGUAGGCACACAAAAUGAUUGCUCAACAAAUAGCAGCAGCAAUAUUGGUGGCGGCGGCGGUGGCGGCGGCGGUGUCGGUUAUAGCAUUGGUGGUAGUAAUGGCAAUAAUGGCAUUGGCACUGUCGGUGGCAACUAUAAUGCUGCCAAUGGCACGAGCACACUGGCUGCUCAUCACUAUCAUCAUCAUCAUCAUGGACAGACGACGCAUGGCUACGGCACAAUGGGCUACUAUCGGCCGCAACGUUUGUCACGCAACGAAUUGAAGGCGCUGGAUGAAAAGGAGCUCAUUUUUGAACUGGUAAAGGAUAUCUGCAACGAACUGGAAGUGCGUACAUUGUGUCAUAAAAUACUGCAGAAUGUUUCAAUAUUAUUGAAUGCAGAUCGUGGCUCAUUGUUUCUAGUGCAGGGCCGUUGCAAUACCGGCAAUGAUGGACCAAAGAAAUGUCUCGUCUCUAAAUUGUUCGACGUUUGUCCACGCAGCACCGUGGAAGAGAUGGAACAGCAAGAGGAAGUGCGCGUUGCUUGGGGGUCAGGCAUUGCUGGACAUGUCGCCGAGAGCGGUGAACCGGUUAAUAUACCAGAUGCAUAUCAGGAUGAGCGCUUCAAUGGCGAAAUCGACAGCAUAACUGGCUACCGAACGAAAGCGCUACUUUGUAUGCCCAUUAAGGAUUCAUCGGGCGAUGUCAUCGGUGUGGCGCAGGUCAUUAAUAAAUUAAAUGGUGAAUGCUUCACUGAGGCCGAUGAGAAGGUCUUCGCCUCUUACCUGCAAUUCUGUGGCAUCGGCUUGCGUAACGCUCAACUUUACGAGAAAUCCCAAUUGGAAAUUAAACGUAAUCAGGUCUUACUCGAUUUGGCGCGUAUGAUCUUCGAAGAGCAGAGCACCAUUGAGCAUAUGGUAUUCCGUAUACUAACACACAUGCAGAGUCUCAUACAGUGUCAGCGUGUACAGAUCUUGUUGUUGCACGAGGCAUCGAAGGGCAGCUUCUCGCGUGUGUUUGAUUUCGAAGCGAAUGAUCUCAGUCAAGAGGAGAAUACGUCACGUACGAGUCCGCAUGAGUCACGUUUCCCCAUAAAUGUGGGCAUCACCGGCUAUGUGGCAACAACUGGUGAGACUGUGAACAUACCAAAUGCUUAUGAAGAUGAUCGCUUCGACGCCAAUGUCGAUAAUGAGGGCAACUUCAAGCACAAGUCCAUAUUAUGUAUGGCAAUCAAGAAUUCACUGGGUCAAAUAAUUGGCGUCAUACAAUUGAUCAACAAAUUUGAUGAUCUGAACUUUACCAAAAACGAUGAGAACUUCGUCGAGGCAUUCGCCAUCUUCUGCGGCAUGGGCAUACACAACACCCAUAUGUACGAGAAGGCGAUCGUGGCGAUGGCCAAGCAAAGCGUCACACUGGAGGUGCUGAGCUAUCAUGCAUCGGCAACGAUUGAUGAGGCGCAUCGCUUGCGGCGUCUGCGCGUGCCAUCAGCUGCGCAUUUCCGGUUACAUGAUUUCCGGUUUGAUGAUAUACACUUCGAGGAUGAUGAUACAUUGAAGGCCUGCCUUCGCAUGUUCCUCGAUCUGGACUUUGUUGAGCGUUUUCACAUCGACUACGAGGUGCUUUGCCGUUGGCUAUUGAGCGUUAAGAAGAAUUAUCGCAAUGUUACUUAUCAUAAUUGGCGACACGCCUUCAAUGUGGCACAAAUGAUGUUCGCCAUACUAACGAUUUCCCAUAAUGGACAGGCGACGCAAUGGUGGAAGAUUUUCGGUGAGAUCGAGUGUUUGGCAUUGAUUAUUGGUUGCUUGUGUCACGAUUUGGAUCAUCGGGGGACUAACAACUCCUUCCAGAUUAAAGCCUCUUCACCAUUGGCUCAACUGUAUUCGACCUCCACUAUGGAACAUCAUCAUUUCGAUCAGUGUUUGAUGAUUUUGAAUAGCCCUGGCAAUCAGAUACUGGCAAAUUUGUCAUCAGAUGAUUAUUGUCGCGUUAUACGCGUGCUGGAGGAUGCCAUAUUAUCGACGGAUUUGGCGGUGUAUUUUAGAAAACGUGGUCCCUUCUUGGAAUCUGUGAAGGAACAGCCCCUCAGCUAUUGGGAGGCUGAUGAGCCGCGUGCUUUAUUGCGUGCUAUGAGCAUGACUGUCUGUGAUUUGUCGGCUAUUACGAAGCCGUGGGAGAUUGAGAAGCGUGUAGCCGAUUUGGUGAGUUCGGAGUUCUUCGAACAGGGCGAUAUGGAGAAGCAGGAAUUGAAUAUAAUGCCCAUUGAUAUCAUGAAUCGCGAGAAGGAAGAUGAAUUACCAAUGAUGCAAGUCAACUUUAUUGAAUCCAUAUGCUUGCCAAUUUACGAGGCUUUUGCCAAUCUCUCCGACAAACUGGAGCCACUGGUCGAGGGUGUGCGCGAGAAUCGCGAGCAUUGGAUCGAUCUGGCGCAACAAGUACAAAAGAAAGAAGAAAAGAAUGCAAUUGCCAACAACACAAAUGGCUGCGCCGACACGAUCAAGCAGAAUGGUUGCAUUUCGGAUGGACGCACUGAUGAUCUGACUGACGAGAACGGCACGACAAACAUAACGAACUGCGACAGCAAUGCCGACGAUGGCAUAUCCACAGGCGCUGAGUGUGAUAUCGACGAGCAAAGUGAUGGCAAAAAUCCACAAGAAAUCGAUAAAUGCAACAACGAUGACGAUGAUAAUGACGAGGAGGACGUACAUCUGUGCGCCGAGGAGGAGGAGGCGGCCAUCGAAGCGGACGACGAUGACUCCGAUGUGGAGGCGGCACGUCAUUCCAACGGCUGUUUCUCAUCCGGCUCGAGUCGUUUGAGCACACCACCGCCGACCGGCGAAGAUGAGAGUCUACCCACGUCGCCGAUCAAGACGACACAGGCGAAACUGAUUGCGGCAAAUUUGAAUAAUCUUAAUCAGCGCACACUCAAGUCGGCGGCACGCAACUGCUGUCGCAGCUGUGACUAUAUACGCUGCAGCAGCAAUAUGCGCAAGGCCUCGUCGCUCAAGUGCACCAAAGAGUUGCAGCAACAACAACAACAACAAUUGAAUACACAAAACGGCGGCGGCAACUGCGGUUACUACAGUCGCAGCGCGCCCGCCAUGAGCGGCUGUGGUGUGACGAGCACUGCGGCUGGUCAACAAAAUCACAGUGAGAGCCAGGCUACUCCGCAACACCAUCAUCACCACCAACAUAACCACCACCACCAUCGGCAUCAUCAUCAUCAUCACCACCACCACCACAGCAAUCAACAUGCGUCACACACUGGAAACGGCGCCAUCGGCACUGGCAACACCUCGAGCGGCGCCGAAAGUGAUCGGAUACCGAAAAUUGUCGGUAAACUGGGCAACAUUGACAGCUUGCAAUAUCUCGCGAGUGGUGGCAAUGGCGCCGGUGAUGCGCUGCUGCAGGCAAAUGCUGGCAAGGCUGGCACACCGAAUGGCAUCGCCUUCACACCAAAUGGUCAUGUCAUCCACUUCGCCGCCAGCGAUGUACCCACGCUCGUCGUCUCGCCGACGGCGGCCACAACAACAACAGCAGCAGCGGUGACGGCGACAAGCGCAUGUGAUAAAUGAAGCGUUUAAGCGAAGUGCGAGUGCGAAAGCUUUGUUGCAAUUAGUGUGGUUAUGUAUUUAGUAUGUACAUACAGAUGUAAGUGUAUGCGCUGGUCAUGGCUUCAAGUGCAUAUAAUUGUAGUGAGAGCGCGGUGAGUGCGGCCAUUUGUGGCUCAAAUGCCUGCGCUUACAGUUCAACAGGAAGGCAAAUAUGCUAAUUAUAAGUAAAUUUUUGACUAACGGUAUUUGCUAACUGUAUUGCAGUUGUUUCAGUCUUCGUUUGAGUGUUUUGUGAAUCUAUGUGCGCUGCUGUUUGGAGUUUGCAAAGGGGUCUUGAGUUAGAAUUCGUCGACAUUUCUCAGUUUUUUGCUGCUCAUAUUGAUUUAGUGAGUCUAAAUAACUGUUAAAAGCCAUGUUGUUUAAUGCUGAAAAGAGUUUGUGAACAUUUAUAAGGGUGUUUUGUAAGACUGUUCUGAUGGUUUUGCAGUGUCUAUUUGUAUAUAAGGCAACUUACAGACAAGCAAAUACUAACUUUAACUAUUUAUUUUUGCUUAAACUAAUUGAAAACUUAAAAUAUUUUAUAUUUUAUGGUUCAAAAAUAAUAUUUUGAAGAAGAGUUAAUAUUUAAAUUUUUUUUUUUUAAUUUUCAAAAUUAAUUUACUGUUUUUUAAAUAAUAUUUUUUUUGAAAAAAUACCUCUUUUCUGAUAAAGUAUACAAAUAUUUAUAUUUUAUUUAAAAUUAUAAAAAAUAUUUCCAUAAACUGAAAUCAGAAUUUUAGUUUUCAACAUUAAAGCAUAUUAAAAAUAGUAUUUCUUUGAUUUUUUGAAAAGUCUCCAAAUAAAGUCUACCAUAGAAGCGAGUAUCAGGCGUAAGAUUAAAUAAACAUGAGUAGUCAGCUUCAUUCUUAGCACUAUAAUAAGCAACAAAAAUCUAAAUAUUAAACAAAAUACAAAAUAUCUAGCAAGCACCGAACAGUGGAGCAAACUCUGUAUUCUCCACAUAAAAAAAAUAAUAAAUUAUAAAAGUGCAUACUGAAGCAGCAGAAAAAAAGCAAAUACUAAAUGAAAUUAGCUGCAAUUAAUUAGCCAACUUCCUACACUAUGUGUGUACAGUUAUUAGAAACUUAACGUUGAUUGAUGAUUUUUUGUAUAUACUAUAUAUAUAUAUAUAUAUAUAUAUAUAUAUAUAUAUAUUUCCUUUACUCUAAUUUUCUGCUAUGUCUCAAUAGUGAUAUGUAUCUGAAUGUGUAUAAAUUGAUUUUUUAUGUUUGUCUGUUUGUCUGUUUUUCUUACGUCAUUAGUGUGUCUGUAUAUGUAUAGCGAUAUUGUAUUAGUUGUGUAUAAAGCAGCAUAAGAAACUCUUGAAAACAUAUGUAGUAUUUACGCAUACUAGUUCAAUUUGUAGCAUUGUCUUAGUGUUAGUUGAGUUUUGUUUACCAAAAAUUAUAAAUAUACGAUGAAACAAAUAGUUUAAGAGCAAGUUAAAAUAAACCGCUAAACUUAAGUUGAAGUAAAUUAAAUGAGAAAGUGGAGUUGCAGUUGAAAAUAUAAAAAAAUAAUAAAAAAUUAUUUAUUUGCUUAUUGCAAGCAAAAAUUGUUAAGAAAUAAAAAAAUAAAUUUCUAAGCACUUUGCUAAACAACUCUCAUUGCUAAAAUAGUAGAAGUCAACUAGUGAUUUAAUUGAUAAGUGUUGUGCUACUGCGCUAGCAUAUACGCACACCCACACACACGAGUACUGUAAAUAUUUAACACAAAUCAGACACAUACAUACAUAAAUAGUUAAACAUAAAACAGCAAGAAAUCCUAUAUUUUCACAAGUUCGAAUUUAAUUACCAUUAAUAAAUAAACAUUUCAUUUGAAAAUGCAAAAAAAUAUAAUAAUUAAUUUAAAAAUGAAAAUAAAAUGUAUUUAGCUGUAAGUGGGAAUGAAAUAUUUAAACAAAAAAACAUAAAAAUGCAUGCGCUCUUAUGUGUAUGUAUGUAUAUGUGUUUGUAGUUCUCAGCAGAAUGUUGAUUAGCAUAAAAACGUAUUCAAAACAAGGCGCAAAAGAAAAAAAAAAAUAAUAAAAAUAAAUUUAUUGUAAUCAUAUGUAGUUGUACAACAACUGCUAUUCCCAAGUCCCUCCCAAGUAGAAGCGCUUGAAAUUGCUACAAAGUGAAUUGAUUAAUUUUUAAAUUAAAAGAAUUGUAUAAAGGAUUUAAAGAGUCAUGAACAGGAAUUGUUAAAUAAAAAAUUAAUAAAUUAAGUAACAAAAAGGUAGCGAAGUGUUUGGAAAUAUCGAUGAAAACUUAAAAAAAGUAAAAAUAAA